Messenger RNA from Nicrophorus vespilloides, 2049 nucleotides. Its product is annotated as glucose dehydrogenase [FAD, quinone]-like. The coding region runs from base 114 to 1940 and encodes 608 amino acids. The transcript has 2 exons. Lineage: Eukaryota; Metazoa; Arthropoda; Insecta; Coleoptera; Silphidae. Gene Ontology annotation, molecular function: oxidoreductase activity, acting on CH-OH group of donors; flavin adenine dinucleotide binding. The record is from RefSeq and is a predicted model, not a curated record.
GGAAUAUUUCCGAACGGUAUCAAAUACAGAAGGAGGAGUAGGAGCGGUCCACAAGGCUGUAUACAUUUUUUUUUGGAUGAAAAAGAGACCAGAGAACUCAGUGCAUCGGAAAAAUGUGGUUGAAAUGUAUCGGAGUUGGUUUGGUGGUUUGCGCUAUAGAAGCGCAGAUGUUCGGAAAUUUAAUUGAAACUGUGAGGUUGUACAGCGAUCCAGUUUUGAGCCCUCCCGAGGCGGAUUUCAUGUACGAGUAUGAUUUCAUAGUAGUUGGGGCUGGAUCCGGAGGAUCGGUGGUGGCUAACAGAUUGUCGGAGAACUGGAACUGGACUGUUCUGCUCCUGGAAGCGGGGAAGGAUGAAAACCUCUUAACUGACGUUCCAUUGAUGGCAGCUCUGCAGACUUCAUCUUCCUACAAUUGGGGCUACAAAAGUGAGGUAAUGAAAAGUGGAUGUUUAGGUCUAAUCGGCAAACGAUGUAACAUCCCCAGAGGAAAGGCCUUAGGGGGGACAUCGGUGAUGAAUUUUAUGCUGUACACUAGAGGUAAUAAACUAGAUUACGAUGAGUGGGAGAGUCUAGGUAAUAAAGGCUGGAGUUACAAAGACGUGUUCAAAUAUUUCCUCAAAUCAGAAGAUUGCAGCAAGUGCGAGUCAAUUGAUAAAGACUACCAUGCGAAUGGUGGUUAUUUGAAGAUACAGCAUCCGCAAUAUAAUUCUCCGAUACUCAAGAGAUUUCUCAAAGCCGGCAGCGAGUUGGGCUACAAAAUCUCUGAUCCCAACGGCAAAAACCACAUAGGUUUUUCGCAAGCGCAAGCGACCAUGGUCAAUGGAAGAAGGUGCAGUGCAAAUAAAGCGUUCUUGAAACCUUUACUGCAAACAAGACCCUUACUUCAGGUGACUACUAGAGCAAGAGUAACUAAAAUUUUGAUAAAUCCGAAAACCAAAAGAGCUUACGGCGUCGAAGUGAUAAAAAAUCGGAUUAAAUACGUGAUCAGAGCAAGAAAGGAGGUGAUUGUAUCGGCGGGAACUAUUAAUUCACCGCAUUUAUUGAUGUUAUCCGGAAUUGGUCCUAAAGAGGAUCUUGAAAAAGUUAAUAUUAAUGUUAUCAAGGACGCUAAAGUCGGGCACAAUUUGCAAGAUCAUAUGGCCUUUUCGACUCUCGCUUUCUUGGUUAACCAAAGCGUAACGGUUUCGGAUGCGAGCGUGCAAAAUCCCUCCGAUGUGCUCAAUUACGUGAUCAACGGAAAAGGUCCAUUCACCAUUCCAGGUGGUUCUCUUGGCUUAGCAUUUAUUCAGACUAAAUAUGCCAAGAAGAAGGAUUAUCCAGACAUGGAGCUGGUUUUAGGCGCUGGUGCACUGAACCAAGAUACUUUUGGUACAAUGAGGGCUUUACUCGGAAUUCCAGACAGUUUCAAUGAAAGAGUAUACGUGCCAAUCACAGGACGACCGGCCUUUGCCAUUGCCACGGUGUUGAUGCGGCCCAAGAGUCGUGGUAAAAUUCAGCUAAAAGACAACAAUCCACUCCACUGGCCGAAGAUCAUACCCAAUUAUUUUCAAAACGAAGAUGAUGUCAAGGUCAUGGUUGAGGGCAUCAAAGCAGCCGUCGCAGUUUCUAGGACACGAGCGUUCGCAGAUUUGGGUACCAGACUUCACGACAUUCCAUUCCCAGGUUGCGAAAAGUUGCGUUUCGAAAGUGACGAGUACUGGAGCUGCGCCGUGCGACAAGUCUCUACCACUCUGGGCCAUCAUGUAGGCACCUGCAAAAUGGGUCCAGACAAUCACCCGGAUGCUGUGGUGGACCAACGGUUAAGGGUCAAAGGGAUUCAAGGGCUCAGGGUUGUCGACGGAUCGGUAAUGCCAAACAUCGUUGCCGGACACACAAACUCGGUGAUCAUGAUGAUUGCCGAAAAAGCAUCGGACAUGAUCAAAGAAGACUGGCGACGUUGAAGGGAGAACUCGACGGUGAUAUACGGUGAAUACCUAUUUAGUUAACCCAAAAAGAACAAGAGACGCAACAGUGCGAGAUACUUCAAACGAGACCGGUUCUGAAAGUGCA